Volvox carteri f. nagariensis is the source of this 1746-nucleotide messenger RNA. RefSeq lists its product as uncharacterized. The record is from RefSeq and is a predicted model, not a curated record. The coding region runs from base 1 to 1746 and encodes 581 amino acids. Lineage: Eukaryota; Viridiplantae; Chlorophyta; Chlorophyceae; Chlamydomonadales; Volvocaceae. The transcript is spliced from 7 exons.
AUGGCCAAAGGAACAAUUGUUGUCUCUCUGCGCUCUAAAGGGCUGCCUUCAUUCACCCGAUCAAUUAUAUUUGACUUCCGCUACCAAGCCGUCCAGCUUGCGACGGAGUUCCUGGACCUCUUCUUUGCCUUCGUCGUCUCGAUUGCAUGCUUGUCUUGGUCAGCAUGGAUCAGUAUUGGUAUUAUAAUUGCAACCAUCGCGGCGGCUCAGGGCACGAGUUACACGGCGUCGACGGAAGUGGUCUUGGUUUUCUUCAUGUACAUAGUCCUUCCACUGACCGUCCUUCUCAUCCUAGUCUUCAGCCGGCGCGAUAGAGCGCUGCGCAGCCUGUCCGAGUUUAAGGCGACUUUUGUAUCGCUGCUACUCAGCCGGCCGGCUGGAACGACAGCCGCGCAGCGAGACGCCUCGGACGAACUCUACCGCAGGGCAGCCACCUUUAUCGAGGACGUGCGCCAGUACUUGCAGCACCGUCGCCCUUACGCACGUCAUUUUUUCCUGCCCUACCGGUCAAGCACGCCAAGUCCAACCGAUGAGCUUCUCAAGGUCUCCAAGGAGCUCGGCUUGUGUCUUCGGCGGGUCCACCGCGGCGUUCGUGACAUGCACGUCGCCGUGGGGAGGCUCCGGGAGACAGGCGUCAGCGAACCGCUGGUGCUCGCGUUGGAGUCCAAAGUGUCGGCCCUCCACGCCGCUACGGAGCGGCUCAGUAGCAUCAAGGAGAUGCGCACGCCCGUGGUCCUGCGUGCGACAUUCCGGUGGCUGGUGGUGGUGGUCAUCCCGGUGGCGAUGGGGCCUUUUUGGAACCAAGUCUCUCUGUCCGAAAACAACCGGACGUUCGCGGGCAUACUGGGUGUGUUGAGCCACAUCGCUCUGCUGGGCAUCCUGGACACCGUGGUCGCGAUGGAGGACCCCUUCGACGACACCGCGCUGGACGCCAUCAGCUUGUUUGAGGUGCUGGACCAAGUAGGAGUGCCCGAUCGUAGACCCGUCAUGCGCCAUGUGUCCAGAGGCCAGAUGUUGCGUUUGCUGCGGUUUUGCUGCAGCUAUGUUUGGUUUAAAAGAUGUGGCUCACGUGUGCAGAUGACGAUGCCUGCUAGCGAUGGCGAUGGCUACGAUACGGAAGGCCUGGGGCUUGGCCGUGAUUUCAGCGGCGGUGGCGGCGGUGGUGGUGGCGGUGGCAAUCGCGGCGUCGAAGCCUCAAACGGUGGUGCCGGGCAUCAUCACCCUAUGGCCCACGUCGCGAUGUACAUUAGCGGCGGCGGCGGCGGCGGCGGCGAGGGUGUUGUAGGUACGGCAGGCGACGGGACGGUCUCACCGGUACCUAUGCCGCCCCCGUCGGUGGCGGACUCUGCCGGCGGCGUGUCUUCUGUCGGACCUCUGGAGCAGCAGACCGCGCCGGUCCCGCAGAUGCACCGGCAUGGCGCGAGUUAUCACCACCAUCACCACCAGCAGCAGCAGGUCUCCGGCAUACCGGCAAUGCGCAGCUCCAUCGUCACCUCCGAAACCGCCGUGGGACCCCCCUCCGCUAUGAUGGAACCCUCAAGUACAGCCCUCGGUGUCGGCGGAGGCGGUGUCGGCGGCGGUGGUGGUGGUGGUGGCGGAGCCGGUUUCGGCGGCGUGCCGUCCAUCACCUCACCCGCACUUCCCGACGUGGGGGCAGCGAUCCGCAUGACCCACGUGCCCCAAAUGCCACCAAUGCCGGCGUUGGCUGGGAGCCCGUUGUAUCGAACAGGGGCUGUCGUGCAUUGA